Molecule: messenger RNA, 822 nt
Organism: Saccharomyces cerevisiae S288C
Lineage: Eukaryota; Fungi; Ascomycota; Saccharomycetes; Saccharomycetales; Saccharomycetaceae
Gene: YPL162C
Exons: 1
Coding region: 1-822 (273 amino acids)
Cellular component (GO): vacuolar membrane
Source: RefSeq, marked reviewed
AUGUAUGUUUCUAAUGGGAAAGACACUUGCCAGUUGUUGGGGCCCGUGUCUCUUUUUGUCCAGACAUUGAUGGGUAUGACAGCCGUGAUUGUGUUAUUGGUGAAAAGAAACUAUGAGCAUCCAAGGAGAAAAAUGAUUGUGUGGAGUUAUGACAUUGGAAAACAAAUCAUCGGCUCUCUUGGAAUCCAUUUUUUGAAUCUAGGCAUCAGCAUACUGAAGAAAAGACGAAGGUCACUCUUCGCAAUCACUGCAAAAGGCAAUGAUGAUGAGGAUCAAUGCGAUUGGUAUUUUCUUAACUUACUCCUGGAUACUACUGUUGGGAUUCCCAUUCUUUGGUUGUGCUUAUACAUAAUUGAAAAAGUGCUAAAAUCCUUACACUUCCAAAACAUUGAAAGUGGUAAUUAUUUUCCAUCUAAAACCGUUGGGAGCCACCCCAGAAAACCCUUAUUCUCUGCCUUCGUGAAACAGCUGCUUAUAUUCAUUGUUGGGCUGGGCGUGAUGAAGUUCUGCGUGUUUCUAAUACUAAACUACUUAGAAGACUUGGCAUACUGGUUCGCCGAUCUUAUCCUUGGCUGGUCAGAUUCAUGGCCAAACUUUCAAGUUUUUCUGGUCAUGUUUGUCUUUCCUAUCUUACUGAAUUGCUUCCAGUACUUUUGUGUCGACAAUGUCAUCAGGUUACAUUCUGAGAGCCUAACGAUAACCAAUGCAGAGAAUUUUGAAACGAACACAUUCCUAAAUGACGAAAUUCCUGAUUUAUCGGAAGUCUCAAAUGAAGUGCCUAACAAGGAUAACAACAUUUCCAGCUAUGGUAGCAUAAUAUAG